AUGAACAUUAAAAACGUGACCGAGGCCAACAUGAGCUUGCAGUCCGUUAAGUCGCACACCCGCGAAACAGUCACAACUCUCAUCGGAUACAUGAUCGCUCAAGGCAAAGCCGAUUACCUCGGAGAACGCGUGACCCAGCUCGAGCAUUCACUGCAAUGCGCUCAUCUCGCGCGGAAGGAUCCAUUAUACAGUCAAGAUGACGAGCCAGUCAUUGCCGCCCUUCUCCACGACGUCGGCCGAUUUAUUCCAGCUGCUGAGAAGAUGGGAAAGAUGUACUCGGCAGACGGCGAAUAUCUUGGGCGGAUGAGCCACGAGAUUCUAGGCGAACAUUAUUUGCGCACGCUUGGGUUUAGUGAUAAAGUCGCUCAGUUGGUGGGCGCUCAUGUCAUGGCUAAGCGGUAUUUGACGGCCACGGACAAGGGUUAUUAUGAUGGAUUGAGUGAGACGAGUAAGAGGACUUUGAACUACCAGGGAGGUAUUUUCAAUGAAUCCCAGGUAAAAGAGGCGCAUAAAGACCCAUUGCUGCAAGCAAAGCUUGCCGUUAGAAGGUGGGAUGAUCUAGCAAAGGUGCCGAACAUCGAGGUGCCUGAUUUGGCGGAAUAUGAAGAGACCAUCUACGACUGUUUAUUAGGAACGCUGCCAACGUUCAAUUCCUUCGUUGAGAAUGGUUUUCAUGCAACGGCAAAGAGCUGUAUGCCAUCAUUCACCAAUCCCAACAACGUGUCGAUUAUCACUGGCGCGCCACCGUCUGUUCACGGAAUCGCCGGCAACUUUUUACUUGACAGAGAAACGGGCAAGGAAAUCAUGAUCAUGGACGGUAGCCUUUUGAGAGGUUCCACAAUCCUUGAACAAAUGUCUUGUCGUGGUGUAAGAGUGGCUGCGGUCACGGCCAAGGACAAACUUCGCAAGAUAUUGGCCCAUGGCCUCAAAGACGCAAUCUGCUUCUCCGCAGAGCGGGCUGGCGAAUGCACACUUGAAGAGAAUGGGAUCGAAAACGUUGAAAAAUGGAUUGGUAGGGCAGCAUCGAGUCGUUACUCUGGAGACUUGUCCUUGUUUGUGCUUGAUGCUGGAAUCAAGCUUCUAGAAGAGGGGAAAUCCGACUUCUUAUACCUCACUCUUUCUGAUUACAUUCAGCACAAAUAUCCGCCAGAAAGCAAAGAAGCCAAUGAGUUCAUGGCUGCGAUUGAUACUCGCUUACAAUAA
Molecule: messenger RNA, 1203 nt
Organism: Talaromyces marneffei
Lineage: Eukaryota; Fungi; Ascomycota; Eurotiomycetes; Eurotiales; Trichocomaceae
Exons: 3
Coding region: 1-1203 (400 amino acids)
Source: RefSeq, a predicted model, not a curated record